Polyodon spathula (Mississippi paddlefish) is the source of this 1929-nucleotide messenger RNA. Its product is annotated as CMRF35-like molecule 5. The coding region runs from base 20 to 979 and encodes 319 amino acids. The record is from RefSeq and is a predicted model, not a curated record. NCBI's taxonomy places the organism in Eukaryota, Metazoa, Chordata, Actinopteri, Acipenseriformes, Polyodontidae. Gene Ontology annotation, molecular function: signaling receptor activity. Gene Ontology annotation, cellular component: cell surface. The transcript has 7 exons.
GAAGGGCUCAGUUCAGAAGAUGAGACUCGCUUGGCUGCUGUUUGGGUGUCUGAUCUCAGUCUGCCUCUCCCACAAGGUGGCGCUGCAGGCUGGAGCAUCGCUGUCAGUGCGCUGUCAGUAUGAGCGGUUUGGGCAGCGGUGGGCCAAGGUGUGGUGCAGACAGAGCUCCCCGCAGCACUGCAGCAUCGUGGCUGCCACAGACCAGCCUGGCCACGAAGGGAGGCAGCAGAUUCAGGACAACGUGACUCACGGCUUCAUCACCAUCACCAUGAGUGACCUGCAGAGCAGCGACUCAGGAGUCUACUACUGCGGGGUGCACUGCAAGGGGCGGGUCUACCUGCUGGGGGCGAUAGAGAUACAGGUGUCAAAAGCGCCCAGGACCCAGCGACGUGUCUCUUAUCCACUGACCACCACCUCUGUGAGAAGUACCUCUAUCACCUCCCUGUCUAUCCCCAGAGCCACCAAGACUGAGGAGAACCUCAAUGCUCUGCAGGACAGGGAGACGGACCUGAGCUAUUCUGUAUUGGCCACACUCCUCACCUGUCUGCUGCUGGUUUCCCUGGCAGUCUUUAUUAAAGGGAGAAUGCGCUACAAGACUGAUCUGAUAAGGCAUAAAAAAACACCUUUUGUCAUGGCCAGAUUUGCCCGUCGUAAAAAACAGGAAAAUGUGUACGGAGCAACGCCCCGUCGUGAUAAAGUAACAUUCUCCAGCGUUCAACACGGAGGACAGCCAGAGAACCUGCAAUCUUCUCAGAGUCAGUCUUCCAACAUUCCCGGAGGACCUUUCGACAUGCCCAGGGUAGAAGAUGCUGUAGAGUACACAGCAGUGUAUUUCUCUGGAGAGAUUAUGCAGGGAGAGCGGAAUGUCGGGGCUGCUGAAGACUGCACCAUGGUGGAGGGGACAGCCGGAGCUGGAUCAGUCAGCUUUCACAGCACCCCUCAGAACCCGCAGGCUGUAGUUUAUUCCAGGGUUUUUUAGGGACAGCGCAUUCUCCAUAGAGUCGAUCUUUUAAUGUGAUCAGCUCUGCACCGCCAGUGACAAUGCAAGAACAGGGGAUGUUUUUUUUUUAUUUAGGCUAUUAACUGUUGACAGCUUGCUUACUAAUAUAGAUAAUUCCUGUGUUUCAGCUUGGUAAUGGUUAGUAACAAAAUGCAUAAGCUUUGUAGUAGAAAUAACACAUGCAUAUGUAUUGCAGACUAUGAGUUUUGUUAAGGUAUCAAUUAUUUAUUGAUAUAAUAAAUCAUUAUACCCAAGGCUUAUACACAGGAGAAAUGCCUAGAGUUUUGAUGUGAACAUAUGGCAGUCAGGAUCAUAACUGUGUCUAAUCUACAAAAAUGAUAUUAUAUCAUAAUGGUUAAUGGCUAGGAUCACAGACUUGCACUUGGAAUGUUCAAUCAGUGCAUGCUGUGCCAGUUUUCAGAGUGAUCAUGAAGGUUUAUGCACAGAAUUCUACAUUAUAACGUAUAGCAGCUUUAAUGAAGGUGUUAAAAAUUGUAUUCAAUUCAAACAAAGCACUGGGGUCUUCUGCAGGGCAUUAAAUAAAACACAGACUUUCUAGCAGCAAAAGAAAUAUAAUUGUCUCAAAGAUUAUUUGUUAAAAUGUUUCCACAGUUGCUAAUCUCUGUGCUUCUCAAGGAUUCUUAUAUGCAUCACAAGCAAAAACUGCAGGCCUCCACUGCAGCGUGCGCUCCUGCACUCUCUCUCAUAAAGCACACCUUUAACGUGUCAUUAAUUAAUUCAAAUGAAAAGAACCCAGUUAAUUGCAGAAGGAAGAUUUAGUGCAUAAAGCAAUAAUGUGCACAUUUCUGAAAAGACUUACCGGUAACUGGAAAUUAUUUUAUGACGUUUUACUAUUGUAAUACAUUCUAACUGACAUGUCUAUUUUGCAGUGUACAUUUGUUCACUUGUUGUCGAUGGCAGAAAUUUGG